Frieseomelitta varia is the source of this 4496-nucleotide messenger RNA. It is a transcript of the gene Ctr9, whose product is annotated as RNA polymerase-associated protein CTR9 homolog. Gene Ontology annotation, biological process: regulation of DNA-templated transcription. NCBI's taxonomy places the organism in Eukaryota, Metazoa, Arthropoda, Insecta, Hymenoptera, Apidae. The transcript is spliced from 14 exons. The coding region runs from base 10 to 3876 and encodes 1288 amino acids. Gene Ontology annotation, molecular function: RNA polymerase II complex binding. Gene Ontology annotation, cellular component: Cdc73/Paf1 complex. The record is from RefSeq and is a predicted model, not a curated record.
GAUGCCGCAAUGGCGGGUUCCAUAGAGAUUCCACUUCGUGAUACGGACGAGGUAAUUGAGCUAUACCUCGAUCAAUUACCAGAAGGAGAUGAGGUUCUUGGAAUUUUACGUCAAGAACAUGCGCAACUUAAUAUUUGGGUCAAUUUGGCCCUUGAAUAUUACAAACAACACAAAAUCGAAGAUUUCAUUAAAAUACUUGAAUCUUCUCGGAUUGAUGCUAAUAUUGACUACCGUGACUAUGAAAAAGAUCAAAUGCGCGCUUUGGACAUGUUGGCUGCAUAUUAUGUGCAGGAAGCCAACAGAGAAAAGAAUAAGGACAAAAAGAGAGAUCUCUUUACAAAAGCUACCCUAUUGUAUACAACUGCAGACAAAAUUAUCAUGUAUGACCAGAAUCAUUUACUUGGACGAGCUUAUUUCUGCCUGUUGGAAGGUGAUAAGAUGGAUCAAGCAGAUGCCCAAUUUAAUUUUGUACUAAAUCAGUCUCCAAAUAAUAUUCCUUCCUUAUUGGGUAAAGCAUGUAUAGCAUUUAACAAAAAAGAUUAUAGAGGUGCUCUUGCCUUUUAUAAAAAAGCUUUGAGGACAAAUCCAAAUUGUCCAGCUGCUGUGAGAUUGGGAAUGGGACAUUGUUUUAUGAAAUUAAACAAUCAGGAAAAAGCACGUUUGGCAUUUGAAAGAGCUUUGCAGUUAGAUGGGCAAUGUGUUGGAGCACUAGUUGGACUUUCGGUUUUGAAACUAAAUCAACAACAGCCUGAUAGUAUCAGAACUGGUGUUCAAAUGUUAUCUAAAGCUUAUACGAUUGAUUCGACAAAUCCUAUGGUAUUGAAUCAUUUGGCAAAUCAUUUUUUCUUCAAGAAAGAUUAUAACAAAGUGCAACAUUUGGCGCUGCAUGCAUUUCACAAUACUGAAAAUGAAGCUAUGCGUGCUGAAAGUUGCUAUCAAUUAGCCAGAGCAUUUCAUGUCCAAGGUGACUAUGAUCAAGCAUUUCAAUAUUAUUAUCAGGCAACACAAUUUGCUCCACCAGUUUUUGUAUUACCUCACUUUGGCUUAGGGCAAAUGUACGUUUAUCGCGGUGAUGCAGAAAAUGCAGCACAGUGUUUCGAAAAAGUGUUAAAAGCUCAACCAGGCAAUUACGAAACAAUGAAAAUUCUUGGAUCAUUGUAUGCGAACUCGAGUUCUCAAUCGAAACGUGAUAUUGCUAAAAACCAUCUUCGGAAAGUGACGGAACAAUUUCCCGAUGAUGUCGAAGCAUGGAUUGAACUGGCUCAGAUAUUGGAACAAAGUGACCUUAACGCAGCCUUAAAUGCAUAUGGUACUGCAACUAGGAUUUUAAAAGAAAAAGUCCAAGCGGAUAUACCUCCUGAAAUUCUAAAUAAUGUUGGAGCUUUACAUUAUAGACUUGGAAAUUUGGAAGAAGCUAGAAGGAAUUUUGAGGAAUCUCUGGCGCGUUCUGAAGCAGAUGCCUUACAUGAUUCUGUAUACUAUAAUUCAAUUGCGGUUACGACGACAUACAAUUUAGCUCGCUUGAACGAAGCUUUGUGCAUAUUUGAUAAAGCAGCAAAAUUGUAUAGAGCCAUUUUAGACAAGCAUCCAAAAUAUGUAGAUUGUUAUUUACGACUUGGCUGUAUAGCUCGAGAUAAAGGACAAAUUCUCGAAGCGUCUGAUAGAUUUAAAGAUGGUUUAAGUAUAAAUAAGGAGCACCCAGAUGCAUGGUCUCUUUUGGGUAAUUUACAUUUGGCCACAAUGCAAUGGGGUCCUGGCCAAAAAAAAUUCGAGAGAAUUUUAGAUAAUCCCGCAACAAGUACCGAUGCCUAUUCUCUGAUUGCUUUGGGCAACAUUUGGUUACAAACUUUGCAUCAAGGUGGAAAGGAUAAAGAUCGAGAGAAGCGACAUCAAGAUAGAGCUUUAGCUAUGUAUAAACAGGUUUUACGAAACGAUCCUAAAAAUAUUUGGGCAGCGAAUGGAAUAGGAGCUGUACUAGCGCAUAAAGGUUGUGUAAAUGAAGCUAGAGAUAUUUUUGCUCAAGUUCGAGAAGCAACGGCAGAAUUUUGUGAUGUUUGGCUAAAUAUUGCGCACAUUUAUGUGGAGCAGAAACAAUUUGUUAGCGCUAUCCAAAUGUAUGAAAACUGCCUUCGAAAGUUUUAUAAAUAUCAUCACGUCGAAGUCUUGCAGUAUCUUGGAAGAGCUUACUUUAAAGCUGGUAAAUUAAAGGAAGCAAAAUUGACGUUAUUAAAAGCAAGAAGAGUAGCUCCGCAGGAUACUGUUUUACUGUAUAAUUUCGCACUUAUCCUUCAACGUUUAGCCACACAAAUUUUAAAAGACGAAAAAUCCACCUUGACAACAGUGCUCCAGGCAGUUCAUGAAUUAGGACUCUCGCAUAAAUACUUUCAGUAUCUAUCGACGCAUAAAAAGAGAAUGGGACAACUUGCGCAAGCAGAAGCAAAACGAUGUCAAGAUCUGUUAUCACAAGCACAAUAUCAUGUUGCUAGAGCUAGACGAUUGGACGAGGAAGAGAAAAUGCUUAGAAGGAAACAAGAGGAAGAGAGGCAAGCGUUUAAAAUGCGACAAACAGAAGAACAAAGGAAACUUGAAGAAAUGCGACGACAAAAGGAAGAGGAAAUGUUACAAAAACGACAAGAGUACGUUGAAAAGACAAAGAAUGCCUUGGUAUUCGGCGAAAUGCCUUCAGAGAAGCCAGGAAGGAAAGGCAAGAGAGCACGCACUGAUCAAUACGUUAGUGACAGUGGUGGUUCUGGAAGAGAUGAAGGUCGGGACGAAGCUCCUAGAGAGAAGAAACGGAAAAGGAAAGCAAGUGGUGAACGUAAAGAAAGAAAAGGCAAGGGUAAAGGAAGGCGUAAGAAAGAAAUGGCGAGUGGAGAAAGUGGUUCAGAAAGUGAUCGACCCAAGCCGAAACGUGGAAGAAAAGGCGGUGUCAAGAAGGACAGAACGUUUCGAAAAAGUACAUCUGAAACUACAAAAGGCAAGAUGCCCUUGUCAAAAGAGACUAUAUCGACGAGUGAAUCUGACAGUGAUUCUGGAGGUCUUAAAAUUGCCAGCGGAGGUGAGAGCGGUAACGAAGGCCGUGCUCGCGGAAGCAGGCGAAUCAUGUCUGACUCGGAAGGUUCGCGUGCAUCACGUUCUAGGUCUCGUUCCAGAUCGAAGUCCAGAAGUCGCUCUAGAAGUACUUCGAGGUCGCGUUCACGAUCACAGUCUCGAUCUCAAUCUCGGUCCGUGUCUCGUUCACGAUCCAGGUCUCGUUCAGGUUCAAAAUCGAGGAGUCAGUCGCGAUCGAAAAGUCCGACGAGAUCAAGAUCCGGCUCAGCAAAGAGCGGCUCGCGUUCGAGGUCAAGAUCAGGCUCAAGAAAGAGUCAAUCGCGAUCGAGAUCGCGCAGCGGCUCGAGGAAAAGCGAAGGAUCACAGCCAAGAUCAAGAUCUGGUUCUGCAGCAAGUGCACGAUCAAGAUCAGGAUCCGCAGCUAGCGCACGAUCAAGAUCCGCAUCUGCAGCUAGUGCACGAUCAAGAUCCGCAUCCGCAACUAGUGCACGAUCAAGAUCGGGUUCUGCAGCUAGUGCACGGUCGAAAUCGAGAUCACCUAGUGGUUCGAGAAAAGCAGUUUCGCGAUCAAGGUCGAGAUCCGGAUCAAGAAGUGGUUCGCAAUCAGAGGGACGUAAAUCGAGAAGCAAAAGCCGAUCGAAAUCUAAAUCAGCGUCAAGGUCCAGAUCGCGUUCUGGUUCGAGGUCAAAGAGUGGAUCUCGAAGUCGCAGCCCGAGCGGAUCGGCAAGAUCUGCUACACCGGAGUCUAGGAAAUCUGUAUCUGGCAGUGAUGUUGGUUCCCGCCAUUCGAGCACAGAUAGAGGAGGUGGAAGCGAAAGCGAAUAGGUUUGACACUGAAUUAGAAAUCACGAACGCGCGGAAAAUCCGCAUUAACCGCGGAUUACAUACUUUUUGUAAGAGUGAGAUUUGUACAUGAAAUAUAUGUAAUUUCCGCGAUAUAUUUGUUAACACACGUUUGAAAGGACCGUACCGAGUUGGAAAACCGACCGCUACGUAAAGACGAAACUUAGUAACUGGCAACCGUUCGAAAUCACUCCGAUUAUCGAAUCUCGAGAUGACGUAAGCGAACUUCAGAGGGAGUAACUUCAGACAGUUGUACGUCAGUUGAACUGUCUUAUGUUUUACGUUCGCGGAUUAUUACAAUACUCUUUAGUUUCAGUUUUAACGACUAAACGUCAGAAAUGUGUAUUUAUGUUUUUCAAAUUGUAUUUAAAAGAGAAGUAUUACUUCACGAGGGUAACCGUGACUUUACGUAAAAUUAUCGCGAUUUCACAUUUAAACUAGUUCAAUGUAUAAACAAAGUUUUCGCCUCCGGAUUAGUUGACUGUUGAUACUUUGUAUAAUAAACAAAUAGUUUUAAUUAUUAUUAUACAUUGAAAUUAUUCAAUGGAAAAAAAAAGGAAUGUAACAAGUCAUUUUUCUUUUAAUUACAUUAGUCUAUAUGA